Messenger RNA from Babesia bovis T2Bo, 2127 nucleotides. RefSeq lists its product as uncharacterized. Bases 17 to 2080 code for a protein of 687 amino acids. The transcript is spliced from 4 exons. NCBI's taxonomy places the organism in Eukaryota, Apicomplexa, Aconoidasida, Piroplasmida, Babesiidae. The record is from RefSeq and is a predicted model, not a curated record.
UGUUAAUUUUUCGUUAAUGCAUCGAUUAAGUAUGGGAAUAAUUGUAUAUUUCGCUAUAUUGGUUGGAUUGAAGGCUAGAAAUGGCAUUAGUCUUGCCAAUGCUUCGACUAACGAUGCUUUGUCACUUCUAGGAGGAACGCUUCAUCCAAGUUACGACCUAUUCGAUGAGUUGCAGGCUAUACAUCCACAUGUAAACCUGCAUCACCCUAAACAUGAUGCUGCUAAUCAUCAUACAAAACAUGAAAAUGUGACUGAACACCACCAUAAAAGUGAUCAUUCAACUAGGGAUGACACUUUCCCCGAUAAUUCGCAUCAAGGUAUUCAUCAUUCUCAUGCAUCUAACGUCAAUCACCACCAUGCCAACGGUAAACAUCAUAUCGAUGAACACAACCAUCGUCAUGAAGGACGUGAGGAGAAUGAUGAACGUAAGAGGGAAAAACAUCAUAUGAAGCAUGACCAUGAAAAACGUGACUCGGGUUAUAUUCGUCAUCGUAAAUCUAGCUUCUGUCAGAAUAACAACUGUUCUUUAGAGCCGGAUGUUAAGGGAUCUGAAUUUGAUUAUAGUUCGUUCCCUUCGUUCUUGGCCGCUAGUGUACCCGAUAUCUUGGAAAAUCGGAAUUUACUUGGCGCACCUUUUCAAACAACUAUAUUUGCGGUGCCGAAGACGGUGAAACACGAAUCAGACAAGGGUGCCAAAAAGCAUAAACAAAUGACCGAUGACGACGAAGAUGAGGAUUUUGAAGAAGAUGAAGAAGAAGAAGAAGGAGAAGAAAAAAUGGAUGCUAAGACUGAAGGUGUCUCGGAAGAGCACAAAGAUAACGAUGAAGAAUUUGAAGACGAUGAUGACGAUGACUUCGGUGAGGACGAACACGAAAGCACAUCUCAUAAGGAAUCGGACAAGGCUGUAUCAAACGAGUCACAUGUAAAGGAAGGCAUGCGAAAGAAUGCUGAUCAGGUGGUUAGUGGUACUCAUAGUAACCCUGAUAUCCAUGAGAAAAACAUGACACACCCGGGUUGUCCACUGUCUCAUAAUGGAGAAACCCAUGUUAACGGUGUGAAUAAUGCCGUUAGUGUUCCGCACACUAAUGAACAUGCUAAUGCUGUCCAUUCUCAACCAUCUGAUGCAACCAACAAGUUGCCAAUAUGCCCAGUUAACCCGACGGUCCAUACGAAGACGGUAGAAGGAUCGGCUACUAACGUUACUCCAAAUGCAUCUGAACCAAAUUCCCAUGAGAAGGUCAGCGUCCCUACCGGAGAAACUGGUAACGAGGCUUCUAUUAAUGAACAUCACAACGAAAAAAAGGAUGAUGUACCCAAAUCUGCUACAACUUCAACUGAUGAAGAUGAGGAGAUGGACUCUGCUGACAAAGAGGAGGAUGUAGAUGAAGAAGAUGAAAAACUAGAAGAUGAAGAGGCUGAUGAAAAACAUGAUAAGACUGAGUCCCAGGAAUCAUCAGGUUCCAGUGAACAUGCCGAUACUAAGGAAAAUGAGACUAAUGCAAAUUCAUCGAUUGAAGGUACCACUAAUAGUAACGAUACCUCUAAAGAAACGAAGGAGUCAGAAUCCACGUCGAAUGCAUCUGAAGUUAAAAAUGAUAAGCAGGCAGAGUCCACUACUAAGGAGGCCGAAAAUGGCUCCACGGUGGCACGUGCUAUCACUCCUAACUCAUCAGAAAAUGCUGCUGGAGCUUCCAAAACCGCAGUUGUGGGUACUCCGGAUGAUCUCUCGACAUGUGUCCAACCAAUCGCAUCACAAACUGUCGACAAUGAGGUAACGGCAACUGCCACUGCUGUCCCACUGGCGGAAAGUGUUGUUCCACACUGUGAAGGUGUUGAUUCUGAUGAUGGAGCCGCUGCGGCCUAUGGUGAAUCGGGUGAAGUGCAAACAUCUGAGAAUCCUGAUACUAAAUCAUCAGCUUCCAAAGACGACAAUGCGGCACGUGAUGAAGACAAUCAUGAAGCUGCUGAACACCUGGAGGAGAAAGAGGAAGGUGAUGACAAGAAGCAAGAUGGAGUUAAUGAAGAGAAGGAAAACGACGAUGAAGAGGAGGAAGAUGAGGAUGAGGAAGAGGGGGAGUAAGAUUUACCCAUUAAACUUAUCGCAUUUCUAAUUAACUAAUUUAAUCU